AACAAGCAAGAUGCCGGAGCAAAGUAAUGAUUACCGAGUGGUUGUGUUUGGAGCUGGUGGCGUUGGUAAGAGUUCUUUGGUACUUCGUUUCAUACAGGGGACCUUCCGGGAGACAUACAUCCCCACUGUUGAAGAUACGUAUCGCCAGGUGAUCAGCUGUGACAAGAGCAUCUGUACUCUUCAGAUCACAGACACCACUGGAAGCCACCAGUUCCCUGCCAUGCAGAGACUCUCCAUCUCUAAAGGCCAUGCAUUCGUGUUGGUGUACUCUGUGACCAGCAGGCAAUCCGUAGAGGAGCUCCAAGCAAUCUAUGAGCAGAUCUGUCAGAUCAAAGGAGACGUUCAGAAAGUCCCAAUUAUACUGGUAGGAAACAAGAGCGAUGACCCUCAGAGAAAAGUGGACACUGGUGAAGGAGAAGUCCUCGCCACAAAAUGGAAGUGCUCCUUCAUGGAGACCUCGGCCAAAAUGAACUACAACGUGCAGGAGCUCUUUGAAGAGCUCCUUAAUUUGGAAAAGAGAAGGAAUGUAAGUCUGCAGGUGGAUGGCAAGAAAUCGAAGCAGCAGCGAAAGAGGGAUAAACUGAGAAGCAAAUGUUCUGUGAUGUGACGCCUGCCGUGUGGCUAAAAUAAGAGCGUAGUCUUGAUCUUGCAGAACAUCUAUUCAGAGAAAAUUCUGAAUAUAGAGGUUUUCAGAGGCUAAGUAUACCUUUUAAGAUGUUAGUAGUAAAUGUGGGUUGGCUCAUUUGAAUAUUUACUUAAGGGCUGUUGGAUUUUGCAUGUUCCAUUUUGCACAAGCAUCAGCCAUGCCCACUGCAAACCAGUCAGAUACCGUUCUGUGGUCAAGUGCAUGAUAAAAGUGGAAUAAAUAAUCU
Molecule: messenger RNA, 872 nt
Organism: Protobothrops mucrosquamatus (brown spotted pit viper)
Lineage: Eukaryota; Metazoa; Chordata; Lepidosauria; Squamata; Viperidae
Gene: DIRAS3
Product: DIRAS family GTPase 3
Exons: 1
Coding region: 11-607 (198 amino acids)
Biological process (GO): signal transduction
Cellular component (GO): plasma membrane
Molecular function (GO): GDP binding; GTP binding; GTPase activity
Source: RefSeq, a predicted model, not a curated record